Peromyscus californicus insignis is the source of this 3189-nucleotide messenger RNA. RefSeq names its product zinc finger protein 431-like. Lineage: Eukaryota; Metazoa; Chordata; Mammalia; Rodentia; Cricetidae. Bases 747 to 2231 code for a protein of 494 amino acids. Gene Ontology annotation, biological process: negative regulation of transcription by RNA polymerase II. The transcript is spliced from 5 exons. The record is from RefSeq and is a predicted model, not a curated record. Gene Ontology annotation, molecular function: RNA polymerase II cis-regulatory region sequence-specific DNA binding; DNA-binding transcription repressor activity, RNA polymerase II-specific.
GUUGCGUGUACUGUGCCUUGGGUUCUGAGGAGAGCACGGGUCAGCUCAGAAGCCGCACCAUGGUGAGCGAGACGUUGCUUUCCACAGACAGGGAGGAGCGGUGGGCCAAGGUGGCUUCAUCUCAGCAUCCCAUUCUUCUCUGCAUACCAUUCUUCUCGGCUUGUAGGUAGCUUCAUCUCUUUUAUUAAAUGCCAGUGUACCAUUGAGAAGUUAGACUCUGUCAGCCUAGUUACUCUUUCAAGAAUAACUGUUUCAGCUACUAUUCCACUGCACACCAGAAGCCAUUGGUCCACUGCCUGUUCAGCUGCCUUCAAAGAAAGGGGCACUGUACCUUUUCUGGAUUGCAAAGGUUACUUCAGCGAUGGUGCUAUAUUGUCCUGGCCUCAGAGGAUGCCUGUUGCUAAAGCCAGAACCACACUUGUCUUGGCAAGGAUCAGUAGUACUUUAAAGACACUCCCAUUAAACAGCAGAGACCGCAGAGUUCAGACUGCUUCUGGAGGUCAAGUGCAAAAUGGUAUCAAUGCCAGACAAGCAGCUGAGAUGCGCUGGAAAGCAGGAAGCUGUGGAGGUGAGAACUACCAGCCUGAGGCUCUGUGGGAACUGCUGAGACUGAUUGCAGCCCAAACUCCCAGCAGUGGGAUGUGACUGCAAUCAUGGAGUUGCCCUGAGGCUACAUUUGUUGAUACAACAGGACAGCAUAUGGAGGAUUCUGAGACCCGGUUUCCUGGGCACUUGGACCAUCAGCGAUGCAGAAUGCAGUGACUUAUGACGAUGUGCAUGUUGACUUCAAUCGUGAAGAGUGGGCUUUGCUGGAUCCUUCCCAGAAGAGUCUCUACAAAGAUGUGAUGCUGGAGACCUAUAGGAACCUCACUGCUAUAGGGUACAAAUGGGAAGAUCAUAAUAUUGAAGAACAUUGUAAAAGUUCUAGAAGACAUGGAAGGCAUGAAAGAAGUCAUACUGGAGAGAAACCUUCUGAAUAUAUUCAAAGUGUUAAAGCCUAUGCAUAUCUUAAUAAUCUUCAAAGGCAUGAAAGAAUCCAUACUGGAGAGGAACUCUACUCAUGUGGUAAAGCCUUCUCACAGGACAGUAGUCUCCAAACACGUAAAAGAACAUACACUGGAGAGAAACCCUAUGAAUGUAAUCUAUGUGGUAAAACCUUUGCACAUCAUAGUCAUCUUCUAAUGCAUAAAAGAACGUACACUGGAGAGAAAGGAUAUGAAUGUAAUCAAUGUGGUAAAACCUUUUCACGACAAAGUAAUCUUCUAACCCAUAAAAGAAUACAUACUGGACAGAAACCCUGCGAAUGUAAUCAAUGUGGUAAAGCCUUUUCACAACACUGGUAUCUCCAAAUACAUAAAAGAAUACAUACUGGAGAGAAGCCCUACGAAUGUAAUCAAUGUGGUAAAGCCUUUUCACGACAGAGUAAUCUUCUAACCCAUAAAAGAACCCAUACUGGAGAAAAACCCUAUGAAUGUAAUCAAUGUGGUAAAACCUUUGCAUUUAGUGGUAGUCUCCAAAAACAUAAAAGCACACAUACUGGAGAGAAACCCUAUGAAUGUAAUGAAUGUGGGAAAGCCUUUUCACAAAAGUGUCAUCUCCAAACUCAUAAAAGAACCCAUACUGGAGAGAAACCCUAUGAAUGUAAUCAGUGUGGGAAAGCCUUUGCAUGUCACAACCAUCUUCUAACGCAUAAAAGAACACAUACUGGAGAGAAACCCUAUGAGUGUAAUCAGUGUGGGAAAGCCUUUGCAUGUGACAGUAGUCUCCGAGUACAUAAAAGAUCACAUACUGGAGAGAAACCCUAUGAAUGUAAUCAGUGUGGUAAAGCCUUUGGACGUUACAAUCAUCACCUAAUGCAUAAAAGAACACAUACCGGAGAGAAACCCUAUGAAUGUAAUCAAUGUGGGAAAGCCUUUUCACAAAAGUGUCAUCUCCAAAUUCAUAAAAGAACCCAUACUGGAGAGAAACCCUAUGAAUGUAAUCAAUGUGGUAAAGCCUUUGCACAUCAUAGUCAUCUUCUAAGGCAUAAAAAAACACAUACUGGAGAGAAACCUUAUGAAUGUAAUCAAUGUCAGAAAGCCUUUGCAUGUAACAGUAAUUUCCAAAUACAUAAAAGAACUUAUACUGGAGGGAACCCUGUUAAUGUAAUCAAUGUGUUAAAGCCUUUGGACAUCACUGCAAUUUUUGAAAUCAUGAGAAAAAAACAAACUUCAGAGAAACCCUAUAAAUGAAGUCAGUGUGGUAGGGUUUUGCACUUCAUGGUAGUCUUUAUAUAAGAGUAGAAAAGUUUUACUCUAAAGUAUUCUGUUAAAUGCAAUUAUUCUUUUAAAGCCUGUGCAUGUCACAGUAGUCUUUGAGGACGUGAAAAAACUCAUAACAAAGGGAAUUUGGCUAUAAAGGAUUUGGUGAUAUCUUUAGCCAACACAUUUUCAUUAUACAAGAGUAUUCUGGAGAAAAGACAUCUGACAAUGUUAACAAUCUGUUUAAGCACUACAGUGCCUCUUUAUUUUGUUUGUACCUGCAAACUCAUGGAUAAAUCCCUACAAUUUAAAUAAUAAAGUAACCCUUUUAGAUUUCAUACAUCUCUUCAAUGACAUGAAAUAACUAAUUGAGGAAUAAAACUUUGCGGAUGUGUAUUUGUGCCUUUUCUGUUGGUGUGAUAAAAACAUGUCUACUUCAGCUUAUGAAAGAGUUUAAUUUGAUUCUUGGUUCCAGAGGGAUACAGGAUCAUCAUGAAAAUGGCAUGGCAACAGGUAUCAGACAUGGCAUAUAUAGCAGGAGGCUAAGAUCUCACAUCCUCAACCUGCAGCAUAAACCAGAGAAUGGGAACUUGAAAAAGUGUACAGAUGUGAAUUAUGAAAGCAUACCCCCAGUUACAUAUUUCCUCCAGCAGGGCACUGUUGUAUGAUAUUUUUUGUGUUUUGACAAAUAAAGCUUUCCUGGAGAUCAGAGGGCAGAGCUAGCCACAGUUAACCCUAGAGGCCAGUCUGUGGUGUGUCACACUUUUAAUCCCAGCAAUUGGAGGCCCAUGCCUUUGAUCCCAGCAAUCAGGAGGUGGAGAUGGGAGUAUAAGGUAGAUGGAGACAGGAUCUCAGUCCUCAUUUUGUCUGAGGAUAUGAAUAGAUAAGAAAUCACUAGUGGCUGCUCCUUUGCUUCUCUGAUCUUUCAAGUUAUUACCCCACUAUUUGA